This is a messenger RNA of Iphiclides podalirius (scarce swallowtail), 1047 nucleotides long. The record is from the annotation of a GenBank genome assembly. Lineage: Eukaryota; Metazoa; Arthropoda; Insecta; Lepidoptera; Papilionidae.
AUGGCUAGACAUUUCAAAACAAAACACCGAGUUCUCUACACAAAAAUUCUGCCUUUAAUCAAGAAACCGUAUGUGGAGCCUGUAAAGCUAAGGACGAGUAGUACUUGGGUAAAAAAAUAUAGUACUGAAGUUGGGGAAAACCGACAUAAGUGCGAUUUAUGCGAAAACAUUUUGAAAAUGCCCAAAGCUCACGGUAACUUUAAGCGGCAUAUUCGUUUAAAACAUCCCGAAAUAUACCAAGUAGAAACAGAGUUCGAGGCGAGAGCGGAAAAAGAGGAAGGCGCUCAAAAUAUGGAACCUGAAUAUGACGUAGAGUACAUAGAAGAAGCGCUAGAAUCCGAGGAUGGAGUUGUAGAAGAACAUAUCGAAGAUCUCAAAGAAAAUGCAAAGAACGCCCCUGAUGUCGAAACCAGUGGGAGUCCAGUACCUGAAGCAAUAGAGUAUCAAGACGUGGGAAAUCUGGAUUCGCAACCUGAACUAAAAGAUUAUGGUGACAUCGAACAUAUAUUUGAAAACGAUCCUGAGUUAGAAGACAAAAUAAAAUGGCUGGCACAAAGAGUUGUUCCUGGCAAGAGAGGAAAUGCGUUAACUUGUGUCUGGAACUUCUUCAAAGCGGUGGAAGCGAACCAAGCGUAUACUUGCAUAUUUUGCUACAAGGAAAUUCGUAUAUUUCCGUUCAGCUGCUCGAAUCUCAAACGGCAUUUAGCAACGAAACACAAGAAACAGUUCAAACUACUGGUGAAAUAUGCACCGGAGUUUAAAAAAAAAGGUGUGGCAAGCCUUACCAAGCUACUGGAACAAAGCAAUCGAUCGAAUGACGUUACUAAAUCCUUCGAAGCGUCAUAUUUCGAGGGACAGGGGGAGAGUAGAUUCAAAUGCAGAAGCUGCGAUGAGGUUAUAGAAUGUAAGGACUCUAACAGCUUGGUGCUGUUUAAGCACAUUCACGACAAGCACGGGGAGGAAGUGAUCAGCCAAUUGAAGGACAACGUGGACGAUGACGAGGAGUUCAGCGUUUUGUUUGUGAAGAAGAAGGAUCUGGAACUACUG